CGACUGCGUGAGCAAAACUCGCGGAUCUCUUUAGUAAAAGGCGAAAGAGAUAUUCGCUACGCGUUCAGCUCGUCGCGGAUACAUACACAUGUGCAUCCAAGGCUCCAGGCCCCCCAACCCGUGCCAGGCAGGACGAACGCUGCGCGAUGGUGGGUACGCAUUCUCCAGCACAAUGCCAAUAUGCUUCACUGCCUAUGCUACCUAGACAUAGUAUGUGAUAAUCGCAAUACAGUAAAGGCCAUUCAGUGAACAGGCUAUUGCACCUGGGUGACACUAAUGUGCGCGUCCCCGCCCGCCUCUCAGACGCCAGACACAUAAUGUUGGCCAUGUAUGGUAUCCAUAGUGUAAAAUAUAUGCACUCUAUAGAAGCAACUCAUAGCCAUGCUGCCCAUCUGCUUUACUCUGCCAGAGUUCGCGAAGGAACAUGACGAUGCCUUGAGACGCUAUCGAGGGCUUACCGUUGACGGCGACGCGAUGGGCAAAGGAAGCAUCGCAAGGGUGGCCGCGGCCACUUGCCUCACCAGCGACAAGCGCCUUGCGGCCAAGCGGGUGCCGCUGCCACGGGAGACCAAGGAGAGGUUACAGGUCUUACAGAGGCUGGCCCGUGAGUCGGCAGUCGCGCAGGCUCUGGCGACACAACAGCCUUUUCCAGAGGGGCUGGUUCGCCAGUGUGCGUGCGUGUACGACACAGAGGCUGACACGGUCGUCUUCAUCAUGCAGUUGUGUGAGGGGCCAAACCUCGCUGAACUGCGGCGACAGCAGAAAGCGGCGGGUGGCAGGUUGCCCGAGGCACGCGUGCAGCACAUUGUUCGGCAAGUGGCUGUAGCGCUGGGCCAACUCCACCGACUCGGCUUUCUGUGUGUGGACUUGAAGGCUGAGAAUGUGGUGUUAGCUCCAACAGAGCAGGAUCCAGACCGUGUGCUGCUGGUGGAUUUUGAUUUAUGCCGGGACCUGCCAGGAUCAGGAUCCAGCGCGUGCGCUGACAUGCUGGCGAGGCUGGAUCCAGCGGCAGCUGCAGCGGAGCGGGUGUGGGGCACUGCAGAGUACCUGGCAUAUGAGUUGCUGAAGGACGGCCCGUCCGCCUAUUCUCCUGCCAGCGACUGGUGGGCGCUGGGUGUUCUGACGUAUGAACUGUUGUACGGCCGUGCGCCGUACAGCGCCCCCACACUGGAUGGCGUGCUGCACCGCAUCUCACACACCUCCCCCGCCUUCACACCGCCCGAGGACGGCGGGCCCAAGGUCAGCGGCGCCAUGGUGCAGUUCAUCCGGGCGCUGCUGCGGCACCGGCCCGACAUGCGACUGGGCGGCCGGGGCGGUGUGCAGGAGGUGCUGGAGCACCCGGGGCUGCAGCAGCCAGGCGGCGCAUGAGGGAACGGUUUGGCGCGUGGGUGUGAUGGACCAGGCGAAUGGACCAGGGCAGGCAGCCAGGCGGAUUGUGGCAAGGCCGCUAGCGAGUGGAGACAAGCAGCGCGUGGGGCGUGUCGUGUAGAACAGGCUGCGUCGGUAGUGUGGGAGGGCGGUGUGAGGAGAGAAGGGUACGCGGAUUGGAGUCCGAUGUCACGACGCGGUUCGCAUUUUAUGCUGCGGGGGGCACAGCGUGCUGGGGCCUGGGGGUGCCCCACAGCGAAACCCUGUGCGACCGCUACGUUGUAACAGUCAGGAAAU
Molecule: messenger RNA, 1665 nt
Organism: Chlamydomonas reinhardtii
Lineage: Eukaryota; Viridiplantae; Chlorophyta; Chlorophyceae; Chlamydomonadales; Chlamydomonadaceae
Exons: 9
Coding region: 475-1368 (297 amino acids)
Biological process (GO): intracellular signal transduction; peptidyl-serine phosphorylation
Molecular function (GO): protein serine/threonine kinase activity; ATP binding
Source: RefSeq, a predicted model, not a curated record